AUGAGCCAACGUGACAAAACACCAUACUCUCCCCAGUACAUAUUCUAUCAAUGUCUUCAUCCAUCAUUUCACCGACCAAAGUUUCAAACUUUUUUAUUAAACAAACCCCUUCGUGCUGCUUAUUUUUUAGUAUCAGCUGAAGCCUCCAUCGACCGCAAAAUUGUUGAUGUGAAGAGAAAGCUACAUGGAAAUGAUAUUUCUGAAACACCAAAGGAAAUACCGAUGCAAAAAAAGCCAAAAGCCUUUCCAGUGCUGGAUCUUCACAUAUUUCUGUUUCUUCCGACAGUGAAAGUGAAAGUGCAAAAUUGUUUUCCAAUAUACGGCUCGGACGAGGAAACAUAUGAUGAAGAAGUGAUGGAGGAAGCUGCUGAUAAUGAAGUAAGGGUAGAAGAAAUUAGAGGACUUGGAAGGUUUUUUGUAUGGAGAAGGAAGAUAAAGUCUGGAACGGUUGCUAGAAGAAAUGUAUUAAAACUUAGAAGAAAAUGUCUUAUGACUAGACAUGGGAGGAUUGAAAUUGUUGAUUCGGAUACUGGUUCGAGGUACGACUGUGUAUAUUCAUGGUUAAGAUCAGCAUUGUAUAUUUUCUCUCUCAUGAUGAUUGGAAAAACUUUGAAACCUCCUUAUAAAGUUGUUCAACUUCAAAUGGUUUUAAAACAUGUCCAUCCAAUCAAUACUUUAAGCAUUCCUACUGUGUAG
This is a messenger RNA of Vicia faba (fava bean), 696 nucleotides long. Lineage: Eukaryota; Viridiplantae; Streptophyta; Magnoliopsida; Fabales; Fabaceae. The record is from the annotation of a GenBank genome assembly.